This is a messenger RNA of Papilio machaon (common yellow swallowtail), 1932 nucleotides long. RefSeq names its product carnosine N-methyltransferase. The coding region runs from base 87 to 1241 and encodes 384 amino acids. Gene Ontology annotation, molecular function: S-adenosylmethionine-dependent methyltransferase activity. NCBI's taxonomy places the organism in Eukaryota, Metazoa, Arthropoda, Insecta, Lepidoptera, Papilionidae. The transcript is spliced from 9 exons. The record is from RefSeq and is a predicted model, not a curated record.
AAAACUGUCAAAUGUAAAGUCACCAAAAAGAUGAAUCUGAAAAGCGGACUGUCCAUUUCGUUGCAGAUAAGAAUAAUAUCAUAAAUAUGUCUUCACUGUCGGCAAACGAUGAAAUUGAUGAAGCUAAAGAGCGUGAGCAUUUCAAAGCCGUGGUCACCGCUUUUAAAUAUUAUAAGUUAUGCGGUAUUGAAAGGAUCCAUAAAUCGGAAAACAUUAUAUCCAAGCUUCCUCAAAGUCAUCAAAGGCGCUUAGAAAAGUACCGAGCUUAUCUCUCUAAGUUUAGAAAAUGCUUAGACGUGAACAAUAGUAUUGUUCAUUUAAUUAUAAAAGAUGUGGACACCAUGUUUGAGAAUGUGGAUCACAGCAAUACUGAUAUAUCUGGUACGAAUGGCACGGAGAGUUUUGGUUGCAAUUACAAUAACUGCGAGAUAACAUCACAUAAGCAACAUAAAAUGCAACAUGAUGUUGAAAAGGUACAAUCGGUGUUAAAAAAUAUAGUGAGGGAUUGGAGUGAAAUGGGUGCAGCUGAACGUAAACAAUGUUAUGGGCCCAUAUUGAAUGAACUUGAUGUCCGAUACCCACUCGAGGAGUUCAGUGAUAGAUCACGGAUAAAAGUGUUGGUUCCUGGAGCGGGACUUGGGCGGUUAGCAUGGGAGGUUGCCAACAGGGGCUACACAUGCCAAGGGAAUGAGUUUUCACUGUUUAUGCUGUUUGCAAGUAACUUUGUAAUCAACAGGUGUUCAGAUGUGAAUAUGCAUACUGUCUAUCCGUGGUUACAUCAAUACGUGAACAAUCUAACAUGCGAUCAUCAACUUCGUGCCGCCAUGUUCCCCGACGUAAAGCCGUCCAUGGACAGACCAAAGUAUAAUUUCUCAAUGACCGCAGGAGAUUUUCUUAAGGUGUAUAAAGAAGCGAAUGAAUGGAACUGCGUGGCGUCAUGCUUCUUCAUAGAUUGUGCGCCCAAUGUUAUAGAGUUUAUUGAACGGAUAUACACUAUCUUGAUGCCGGGAGGUUACUGGAUCAACCUAGGACCUCUACUCUAUCAUUACAGUGAUAUGCCAACAGAGAAUAGUAUAGAGCCGCCAUAUGAUAUUCUAUUGGAUAUUAUUAGAGAUGUAGGGUUUGAGAUAUUGCAAGAGCGUACGGGAGUGAAGACGAAAUACGCACAAAACCCGAAUUCAAUGAUGCAGCAUGAAUAUGACUCUGUGUUCUUUGUUUGCAGGAAGCCUUUCGGUGUUUAAACAUUCUCUAACAGUAUUUGCAAGUGUUUAUACCAAUAUGUUCUUUAUUAUUAUUGUCAUAAGACACAAGUCACAUUACAUUGAGAUUUAAGUCUUUUAGUUAACUAUAAAGUGUUUAAAUGUUAUAUCAACAGGUGGGAUAUGAAUGCAGUAUUUUGGUUUGUAAGAACAGUUGUACUGAAAUCGUUUUGGUUAUUUCAAACAUGAUGCCUGUUUUAAAUGUUUCAAAAUUUUAUUGAUGAUUGACAGGUGCUCCAAUAAUGAUUAACAUGUAACAUGUGUGCCAAUCAGAACUGAUUUUUUUUUAAUUAUCAAAAAGAUUUAUACAUAGUGAGUAGAUUGAUGUCUUCAAAUAACCAUUCACUUAUCUGGGCAUUACUAGGCUGUAAACUUUUAUAUUUUUUUUUUCUACAUUUAUAUAUAAUUUUUAUUUCCUUAUAAACAAGAUAAUAGUUACAAAAAGAUUGUAUGUAGGCAUAAGUAAAAUUAAAGUACCCACAUUGAGAAUGGAAACUAGUUUCAAGUGAAUAAGCAACCCGCAUGUUUGCUUAUCUUUGCAUUUCGCGUAUUGGUCAAAAGUUCUGUAACAAUCAAAUAAUCAGCCAAUCACGAUUGUCGGAAACCACGUGACGUGUGCAUAGCCAAUCACGUGCUCGGUGUUUUAGUUCUAUGACAACAGAUUUUUUUCAUC